This is a messenger RNA of Closterium sp. Naga37s-1, 1617 nucleotides long. The record is from the annotation of a GenBank genome assembly. NCBI's taxonomy places the organism in Eukaryota, Viridiplantae, Streptophyta, Zygnematophyceae, Desmidiales, Closteriaceae.
AUGGAUAUUGUCGAUAAGCUACAGGGAUUUCCCCGUUUAAAGAAGGUUCGCGUGUGCAUCGGGACGAAUGGGAUGGGCGGGAGCGCGUCGGCGGGGAGACGUGACAAUAGCGAGGCUUGGACCAAGUGCAUGCGCUACGCCGAGAUUGGCGCCUCGGUGGAUAAGUUCCUGUUUCUCGCCGCGAAAUCCGGAAGCGCGGAUGUUUUCUACAGUAGCAUCGGCGGGGGUGUCGGUGAGAUGGCGGAAGGCGCGCAGCGCGGGGGAAUGCUGGGAGGGACGCGGCAAGGGGGACAGCACCGUGCGGGGACUUCAAGACAAGGGGAAGCGUCGUUUGCGAAUGGGUUUGAUGCGGUGGAAGGCGGCGGGGGGGAGGACAUGCGCGGAGCGCACGGAACUGCCCGUUUGGAGCGCGGACGAGAGGAAGAAGGGGAGGAGGGAGAGGGGGAGUGGGAGGGGGAGGGAAACGAGAGGGAAAGGGGGCAGCAGCAUCAGCAGCCGCAGCAGCAGCCGCAGCAGCAGCAGGGAGGAGAGGGCCAAUUUGGAUUUUAUUUCCCCCAGGCUUACAUGGCACGAGAUGAUGCAGCAGCAGCAGCAGCGGCAGCAGUUGACCUAACCCUUAAGCAAGUCAUGGGCCCUAGCGACGACUCUUUAAAGCGCAUGAUGCCUGUUAUAAUCUUCGCCAUUAUAAGGGGCUUUGACGAGUUCCGCGACGUAAUUCCCUGUCUAUUGUUGAAAUUACCCCUGCUGAAGCAGCUGCUGCUGGUUGACGUCACUGACAACGUCACCAUCCACAUGCGCCCGCACCACAUGGCGCAGCUUCGGCGGGCCAACCGACGGGCGUUUGGCGGGAGCCUAGGCUUGGAGAGCCUAGGCUCGGAAGGUUUAGGUCCGGAGAGUCUAGGUGUGGAAAAUAUGGUUUUGGGGGACGGGAGAGGCACGAGCGUGAGCGUGGGAGUAGGGGUGAGAACAGGCAGCACGAGCGUGGGCAUGGGGGCAUCAGAGGCGUUUGGGGAUGAGGAGUUUCGGCCAGAGCUGCUGGGAGCUGGCGCUGCUGCCUACACCGCUUCACUCACUGCCCCCGCUGCUGCUGGCUCUGCUGCCUACACUGCUUCACUCGCUGCUCCCUCUGCUGACGCUGCUGCAUACACCCCCUCGCUCACCCCCCCCGCUGCAACCUCACCCUCAGACACUCCACUCUCCCCUGCCCGCUCACCCCCCCCCGCUACCCCUGCCACUGCCCCUUCUGCUGCCGCUGAUCCUGCCCCUGCUCCUCCUUCUGCUGCUCAUCAAGCCCCCCUCGUGUUAGAGACCGAGCAAGCCCCCGUGUUAGAGACAGAUGCUCCUGCAGAACUGCUGUCCAGGCGCGACCUGUCUUCUCACCCCGACUCGCCCAACUUCCACGUGUCGUUCUGGCGCACCGACAGAGUCCGGGUGGCUUAUCCGCUGCCACGUCAGCACCAGGAGCUGACUGACGUGUCAGUCUGUGUGGCCACGCAGGACUCUGUUGCGCUGGAUGACGCUGACGUGGCGGAGCUUGCCAGGUCAGCUGUCGGUGGGCCGGUGCUGGCUGCCACCGUGGCGUUUCUCAACAGCCACUCAUCCAUGCAUGCACUGUAG